CAGCCCCAGCUCCAGAGACAUGGCGGGCGUUAAAGCUCUUGUGGCACUCUCCUUCAGUGGGGCAAUUGGGCUGACCUUUCUUAUGCUGGGAUGUGCCUUGGAGGACUAUGGCGUUUACUGGCCCCUGUUCGUCUUGAUUUUCUACGUCAUCUCCCCCAUCCCCUACUUCAUUGCCAAAAGGGUCACCUAUGACUCGGACGCGACUAGCAGUGCCUGUCGGGAACUGGCAUAUUUCUUCACCACUGGGAUUGUUGUUUCUGCCUUUGGAUUUCCUGUUAUUCUUGCUCGCGUGGCUGUGAUCAAGUGGGGAGCCUGUGGUCUUGUGCUGGCUGGCAAUGCUGUUAUUUUCCUCACGAUCCAAGGCUUCUUCCUCGUCUUUGGGAGAGGAGAUGAUUUCAGUUGGGAACAGUGGUAGCACUUCCUUCUCAUGGGAAGCAUGGAGUGUCUUAGAAUUUGUAUUGUACGUAUAUGUGUGCACUUGUGUUUUCUUACAGAUUUGAAUAUGCUGAGUUUUAUACCUUUAUAUCAUGAUCAUCUUAGGGAAGAUGUUGUAAACAAACGAUGAGUUUUACUCCUGGCAAACAGGUCACUCCAUUGACUCAAAGUGAAUUGUUUUUAUCUUCUGGUUCCCAGAAAACCUGUUACUAUGGCCCUGUAGACAGCCACUCAUUUACCCAGGGGGUCUAAACCUUUGGGAUAUGCUUGUGUAAUCAGAAACACUGGGGCAGCAGAUCUCCUACAGCUCAAACGUAAGUGGCGCUCUCCCCGUACCCUGUAGACUCAUCUCAGAGUGAGUCUCAUGCACACAGAGCAUCAGCGUCUGCUAGGGGGCUACUGGGGAUGCAGGAUCAGAGAAUCCCAUCAGGAUCAGAGAAUCCCAUGGGUACCGUGGAUGAGAUUCCACACUUGGCACAUACUGAUGUGUAAGAAGAUUUGUGUAGAGAAAUGUACAUCGCAGCUCUGCUGUCUUCCUCUUGGCACAGCCACUUGCCUUCUCUGGGUGUUGCAUGCUCAUUUGCAGAAAAAACAAAACAAAACAAAACAAAAAAAACCCACCUGCCCCAUGUUGUGAAUGAAUUCAGACUUUAGGUGUUUCUAACAUGUUUAAGUCUAUAAUAUUUGUGUUGUUCCUGAAAUUUGGGGGGCGGGAGGGGCUGUUCUUAGGAAGGAACAGAUAAGUCCUAACAUCAUCUAAAAGGCAAUGGCUGAUUGCUCAGAAUAAGUUACAAAAAUAACCAAAAAUCCUCUCUGGGGUGCAGAGAGGGAAAUGGGGAUGGAAUUGGUCCCUACUUUAAGUGGAGGGCAGGUUAGACAAUUCUUGAAAAUGUCCCUUCAAGAGGUGGUGCUCCCCCCGCCCCUCUGUGGUGCCCCCAUCCCCGACUCACAUUCCCCUUUGGUAGGUAGUGGGCCUCCUGAAGGGCUUAAGUCAAGAGCAAGCGAAGGGCAGGGGUCAUUGAAGUCACACCUCAGCGCACUGUUCGUCCUUUGUAUUGAACUUGAUGUCACCUCCUCAGGAAACACAGGGGUCCACGUCACGUUGGUUUUUCUAGCUCCUCUCUUUUAUCUGGACCCUAGCGGGAGAAGGUUCAAAACUACAAUUACCCUCUAAGGAUGUCAUCAGCGGCGUUUCGGUGUUGAUGCUGCUAGUUAAUGAGUGUUCAGAGCACUCUCCUUUGAGGCUUGUGGUCAGAGGAAUGGACACACCAGGCCAGGGCUGGCCGCUGUGACGCUGGGACCAGCAGGUGAACGGACAGAGGACAGUGUGCAGUGUUACUUUUUGGCCUGUGCAGUACAUUAUGUUUUCAAUAUUUUGUGUACAUAUAAAAUUGUUAGAGCUGUCAUUUCUAGUAUUUACAUUAGAAAAAUUAUUUAGAUACAUGAUCAUUUAACUGGCAUUUUUAAUCAUGGCACUUGCUGUUGUAAUAAAUUUGACUUUUAACACUGAA
Molecule: messenger RNA, 1946 nt
Organism: Rattus norvegicus (Norway rat)
Lineage: Eukaryota; Metazoa; Chordata; Mammalia; Rodentia; Muridae
Gene: Leprot
Product: leptin receptor overlapping transcript
Cellular component (GO): endosome membrane; Golgi membrane; cytosol
Source: RefSeq, marked provisional